Messenger RNA from Gregarina niphandrodes, 1542 nucleotides. Its product is annotated as AP2 domain protein. Lineage: Eukaryota; Apicomplexa; Conoidasida; Eugregarinorida; Gregarinidae. The record is from RefSeq and is a predicted model, not a curated record. Gene Ontology annotation, biological process: regulation of DNA-templated transcription. Bases 1 to 1542 code for a protein of 513 amino acids. The transcript is spliced from 2 exons. Gene Ontology annotation, molecular function: DNA-binding transcription factor activity.
AUGCUCUCUCUGUCUUCACUCGAAGGCUUCCGGAUUAGCAAAGAGCCGGGGUUCGUGGUCGCGACUCCUCGAGCGGACGAGGAGUCCACCAUGGCCACUCCGAGUGUCCUGGAACCAGAAAGCUUCUUCUACAUCGUGCAGUCCCAACACCCUCUCACUUCCGCCGACGACCAAGUUUUGCCGACUGUCAUCGCACCCCGACCUGCUCCUCUGCCCGUACCACCGCCCCUCAUGCAACCUGCCUUCGCACCGCCGCCGUCAACAGAGACCCUCCAACCACCCUGGGUCAGAGAACUCCUCGCUCACAAAGUACCGAAGAAACCCGUCUACGUCGCACCCAAACCAGGCGUCACCUGCGCCAUGAUCAAAAAGGCUGAAGACGCACUCUGCGUUGCUCUCCUCAGAGCAAUCGACUUGAUCGAGAAGGACGGUCCGGUGAAGGCUAAGUUGCGUCUGAAUCGUGUGGGACCGCCGAGCGAAUUGAAGGAGAUGAUUUAUUCGGCCACGGAUUUGGCUGAAGCAUGUUUCGAAGUGUUGCCGCCGUUCCUUGCGUGUGUUAAUCCCCGUGAUGUGCGCGUACCAGGUGAGGCGGGCUUCGACUACGACUUGACGAGCACGCCGCUCAGUCUCGUGGGCGCAGGACUCGACGGUCAGGCCAUGCGCGGUUCGCUAUCGGACCCGCAGAGCGUGGCCAUGACCGUGAACCCGGUGCCCGGUCAAUUCCAGCCGGGCAUGGGUGGUGGUGUUGCUCCCGUCAUGGGUGGUGGUAUGGGUGGUGGUGGUGCUGGCAUGAGUGGUGGUGGUAUGAGUGGUGGAGGCAGCGCUGGUAUGGCCAGUGGUGGCCCCGGUAUGGCCGGUGGUGGUCCGGGCAUGGCCGGUGGUGGCGGUCCCGGAAUGAAUGGUGCUCCCAGUCUGGGGGGUCCCGGUAUGAGUGGUGCUCCCGGUAUGAAUGGUGCUCCCGGUAUGAAUGGUACUCCUGGCAUGAAUGGUGCCCCAGGCCUGGGCGGCGCUCCAGGCUUGGGUGGCGGGAUGGCGUCGGGAGCGGAGUUGAUGUCGCCGUACGAGUUUGGCGCCUUCGGUUUUGGGGGCUGGAGCGAACCGCCCGCUGCUCCUGCGGCGGGAGAUUUGGUGAGUGCGCCCCCGCUAGAAUGGGGUGCUUACGGGGGGUUCUUUGCACCAGCGUUCAAUCCCUACGGUGUCCAGUAUCAUCGUUUAAAUGAGGCGCGACGCAAGUGCGGCUUUGAUGGUGGCGACCUCUUUCCCAGCAACAAGAAGGGGCCAGCAGUCGGUGACCGACCUCUUACGCCUCCCGCACAGGGAUGGUACGCAAAGUACAGUUCGGGAGUCACCGGCGUCGUCUGGGAUCGCGUACACCAGGCCUGGGUCGUCAGCUGGACCCUCGCUGGUAAACGUACCUUCCGUCAUUUUACCUGCAAGUCAUACGGUGGCUUUGAUAAGGCGCGCGAAGCAGCCAUCGAAUUCAGACUCGCACGCAACAGAGAAAUCGCUGCCUACAACAAACGCUGCAAAGACAAAAAAUGA